This is a messenger RNA of Rana temporaria (common frog), 2861 nucleotides long. Its product is annotated as toll-like receptor 2. Gene Ontology annotation, cellular component: membrane. The record is from RefSeq and is a predicted model, not a curated record. Lineage: Eukaryota; Metazoa; Chordata; Amphibia; Anura; Ranidae. Gene Ontology annotation, molecular function: protein binding; transmembrane signaling receptor activity. The coding region runs from base 240 to 2747 and encodes 835 amino acids. Gene Ontology annotation, biological process: toll-like receptor signaling pathway; inflammatory response; immune response. The transcript is spliced from 3 exons.
CAAACACAGACUGAAAAGUGAAUGUGAGAAGACGGGGGAGAGGAUCAGGGGCGCGCUGGGCUCCGGUGGAAAAGGUGCCAUCGCGUGGACCAAGAUGACGCAACCCACCACCACCACCCAUAAUCCUCUGAACAGCCCCCCAGUCACCUAAGGACCCCCACUCUGCUGACCCCCGAUAAUGAAUUCUGGGAGGUAAGACUCUCAAUGGAACAGAAAAAGAAGAUGCGGAUUGCCUAGAUAUGUUCCCGUCCACCGGAUGGUUGAUGACCUUAAUAGUCUUGACCGGAGCUUUGACGCGGUGCCAGUUGGCUUGUGAUGUCAGCACAGAUGGAAAUAUGGUCACCUGCAAAGGACGGGGCCUUGUAGGAGUCCCUCAAAACCUCUCAGAGAACCUGGAAUACCUGGAUCUAUCAUAUAACGUCAUUUCAGAAAUAGAGGCCGAUGACUUUUUACGAUAUCCCAAGCUACAAAUUCUAAACCUGAGCUACAACAAUAUAUCAUACAUAGAAAACGGAACAUUUCAGUAUAACUUAUUUAUAAGGAACUUGAGUUUGUUCAAUAACUCUCUCAUGGAGAUUCCUCAUUCUUCCUUGGAAAAUCUCAGAUAUUUGCAGAUCCUUGACUUGUCCAACAACUUCUAUGAACGAGCCACUCUUGAGGAUGUCUUCAGCUCUCUGGUGAAUCUUAAAGAUUUGUCUGUAGGAGGUCCUCUCAUCUCCAACAUCUUAAAAGAUGACUUUGCUUCUAUGGAAAAUAUUAGUCUCAUAAGGUUUGCUUUGAAAUCCAAGUCUAGCUUGGACUAUUAUGAACCCGGGGCCUUCUCAUUUCUGAACAUGCAGAAUUUGUGGCUGGACGUUGCUAUUGACAAAAACGCAACACUACUAGGCGAUAUGUUGAAGGAUUUGACAAACAAAUCCUUAAAUAGCCUCCGAUUUCGAAACUUGUUUGAGUUGUCUUAUUAUGUGGGCAUAGAAGAUAUAUUUUCUCAUCUACCAUAUAUUGGAUUAAGACACCUGGUCUUCUACAGAGGGAAAUUCAAUGAGAACCUCCUACGUCUAGUCUUGCAGAAUGUCCAGAGAGCGUUGAUAAAGAAUCUUUAUCUGAUUUCCAUUGAUUUUGCCCGUUCUCCAAAUGCUAAAAAAUCUGAAGUCACCAUCAACAAUUUAUAUUUGGAUAACCUGCUCAUACAGGAUGUCACCAACCCAGAUAUACUCCGAUUUGAUUGGACGUUCACUUGGUUCAACAAGGUAACCAACCUCAGUAUCAUUAAUGUGAACUUCAACUUUGUUCCUUGCGAUGCUUGGGGCCAGAUGACCAAUGUGGUCAAGCUAGAUAUAUCGGACAACCGUCUCCUGGCCACCUACCUGUUCAACCUGUUGUGUAAAGAUAACAUUUUACCCAAUAUUGAGAUAUUUAAUGCCAGCAACAAUAUAAUGCGCAGUCUGAAGACCAUCUCUUUGUUGACUGCUCAGUGGCCAAAGCUCACCUACCUUGACCUUAGGUCAAACAACCUUGGGAGUCUCAACGAAUCUUGUGUGUGGACAUCUAGCCUCAAAGUUCUUAUUUUAAGAGAUAAUUUGCUCAAGUAUGAAGUGUUCCAGUGUCUACCUACCACAGUGGAGUACUUAGACCUGUCCAACUCCCAUCUUGACCGAUUAAACAUGAAUUACUUUGACAUGGCCACCAGUUUGACACAACUCAUUCUCAGCAACAAUAAAAUCAAGUUUAUAACGUCCAGUUGGAAUAGUCCCAACCUUCAAGUGUUGGCACUGGAAGGCAAUUCUUUUGGAGUUAUCGAUAAGGGUUCUUUUCAAGACUUGCCCCAGCUGAAACUUUUGACAGCGGGCAACAAUCCUUACCACUGUACGUGCGACCUUUAUGCCUUCUUUACAGACACUCUUAAAGUGGGGUCUUUGGUUCUGGAUGACUGGCCUGAUUAUUAUUACUGCUUUCACCCCCCGCAUUUAUUGGACACUAGAAUUGAAUAUUUCCAACCAGGAUUACUGGAAUGUAAUGUUGGAUUGGUGGUGGCCAUAUCUGUAUCGGUGACAGCUUUUGUCGUCAUUGUCUGCAUGUUGCUGUGUUGGAGAUACGAUGCACCAUGGUACAUCAGAACAACUUGCCAAAUAAUCCAAAUGAAAUAUCGAUCACAGAAGUCUGACCAGAGCAGAAUCUAUGACUAUCAUGCCUUCAUCUCUUACAGCUAUUCAGAUGCUGAUUGGGUAAGAGGGGUUCUCCUCCCUCAUCUGGAGAACUCCAACCCACCCUACAAAGUAUGUAUCCACGAGAGAGACUUCCAACCAGGGAAAUGGAUCAUCGAUAACAUAAUCGAGAACAUUGAGAACAGCCACAAGAUCAUCUUCAUUCUGUCACACAACUUUGUCAACAGCGAGUGGUGUAACUACGAGCUGUACUUUGCCCACCAAAGGGCCAUUGGCCACGCAUUUGAGGAUGUCAUCCUGGUGGUCAAGGAAAGUGUUAGCAUGGAAGAUCUGCCAAAAAGAUUCCACAGGUUACGGAAAAUCCUUAGGACAAAAACCUAUUUAGAGUGGCCUGUGGAGGAAAACAGACAACCCUUCUUUUGGGUCCAGCUCAAGAGCAUCUUAGGAAAGGGCGACUCAAGCCUUGUAGGUAAAGAAAGCUUAUCCCUGGUGAAUGAUGCUAUCGUAGGGCAGGAGAGCAACUCAGAGGAAAUGGUAUUAUCUACAGAGGACAGCAAUGUGAAUUCAGCUGAAAACCAGACUUAGAAACCGUGUUCUUGUAUUUUACAAUGUCAUUGUUCUAAAUCGGGGGUCUCAAACUGGCGGCCCUCCAGCUGUUGCGAAACUACAAGUCCCAUGAGGCAUUGCAGGACUGACAGU